CGACGUCGAGGCGAAGGAGAAGCCAGGACAUUUUGGAGAAGGAGGAGGAGCUUCUGACCUGACGCUAUGGAGGGCUCCACCAGGGUCCUCCUUUCCCUUCUAGUGGCGGGAUUGGCAGUGGUCCCACACCUGGUCAACGCCAGAUCCCCGACUCCGAAUAUACACAUCUGCCACAGCCUGACCUGCCCGGAACAGGACGCCUUCUACGCGCACCCGACCUUCUGCACAGAUUACGUCCACUGCGUUGCCGGCGUCCCAUAUGUCAAGAAAUGCCCUUCCAACCUAAACUUUGACGCGGUGAAGGGGGCGUGCAACCACCCGAGGGACGCCCGCUGCACGCCCUUCAAGAAGUCAUGCGAGCUGACGAGCCCCUUCGUCCCAGGAGGCGCGACAGACGACCUCGUGACGUGUGACUGCGAAGGCCCCUGCAUCAAGCCGCACCCGUAUCGCUGCGAUGCCUUCUACCACUGCGACGCUGACCUAGAGGCAGGGUCUUGUCUAGGCUUGGAAGGGCUUCACUGUUUUGCCUGCCUCCACACUCCUGCCAGCACUCCAGUCAGCACUGCACACCCCCUGUUGGGUUAUACAAUAGCAGUGUUGGCUGCUGGAGUGGAACACCUUACAGAAUGUCCCGGAGACUUGAUGUUCAACGCAAUGGUUGGACAGUGUGAUCUGCCGGAGAACACCAAAUGUGUGCCAGCGCCCACCUGCUCCUGCGACAACUGCCGUUUCCCUUCGUCUGAAAUGUGCUCUGCUUACUGGCAGUGUGAGGGUGGCCAAGCAGUGCAACACUUCUGCAGUAGCGGCCUUCUUUUCAACCGUGACACCUCACAGUGCGAUCUGGCCAUCAAUGUAGACUGCAGCGAAGGGGCCUGGGAGCUAGGUGCUUUCCUGGAGACGGCCUGCGUUGACCGACGUUUGGACUGUCCAAAGUUUGUUAAGGAUGGAGGGUGCCAGUGCAGUGGGAGUAACUGUGACUGGCAGUCAUUUGUUCUCAGGAACUGUCCAAAGUCCUGCGGCAGCUGCAAAGAAAACCAAAUUAUUAGCAAGAGAAUGUUUGCCUUAGAAGAAAAAGGAUCUAGAAGAAAUGGAAGCAAAGAAUCUGCAAGCAAAGAUUCCGGAAGCAAAGACUCUGGAAAUAAAGAACCUGCAAGCAAAGAAUCCAGAAGCAAACAAUCUGCAAGCAAAGAGUCUGGAAGCAAAGAUUCUCUAAGUAAAGAGUCUGGAAUCAAGGAGUCUCUAAGCAAAGAGUCUGGAAGCAAAGAGUCUAGAAAUAAAGAAUCUGGAAGCAAAGAAUCUGUAAAUAAAGACUCCGCAAUCAAAGAAUCUGCAAAUAAAGAGUCCGCAAGCAAAGAGUCUGGAAGCAAAGAGUCUCUAAGCAAAGAAUCUGAAAACAAGGAAUCUGGAAGCAAAGAGUCUGGAAAUACAGAAUCUGGAAGCAAAGAGUCCGGAAACAAAGAAUCUGGAAGCAAAGAGCUGGAAGCAAAGAGUUCGGAAACAAAGAAUCUCAAAGAGUCCGGAAUCAAAGCGCCUGGAAGCAAAGAGUCUGCAAGCAAAGAGUCCGGAAGCAAGGAAUCUGUAAGCAAAGAGUCUGCAAGCAAAGAUUCCGGAAGCAAAGAGUCUGGAUAUAGAGAAUCUGGAAGCAGAGAGUCCGGAAGUAAAGAAUCUGGAAGCAAAGAGUCCGGAAGCAAAGAGUCAGGAAACCAAGAAUCUGGAAGCAAAGAGUCUGGAAACACAGAAUAUGGAGGCAAAGAGUCCGGAAACAAAGAAUCUGUAAACAAAGAGUCUGGAAGCAAAGAGUCCGGAAGCAAAGAGUCCGGAAUCAAACAGCAGGGAAGCAAAGAAACUGGAAGCAAAGAGUCUGCAAGCAAAGAGUCUGGAAGCAAAGAGUCCGGAACGCCUGGAAGCAAAGAGUCUGUAAGCAAAGAGUCCGGAAGCAAGGAGUCCGGAAGCAAAGAGUCCGGAAGCAAAGAUCCUGGAAGCCAAGAAUCUGGAAACAAAGAGUCUGCAAGCAAAGAGUCCGGAAGCAAAGAGCCUGGAAGCAAAGAGUCCGGAAGCAAAGAGUCUGGAAGCAAAGAGUCCGCAAUCAAAGAGUCUGGAAACACAGAAUAUGGAGGCAAAGAGUCCGGAAACAAAGAAUCUGUAAACAAAGAGUCUGUAAGCAAAGAGUCCGGAAGCAAGGAGUCCGGAAGCAAAGAGUCCGGAAUCAAAGAGCCUGGAAGCAAAGAAUCUGGAAACAAAGAGUCUGCAAGCAAAGAGUCCGGAAGCAAAGAGCCUGGAAGCAAAGAGUCCGGAAGCAAAGAAUCUGGAAGCAAAGAAUCUGGAAACAAAGAGUCUGCAAGCAAAGAGUCCGGAAGCAAAGAGCCUGGAAGCAAAGAGUCCGGAAGCAAAGAAUCUGGAAGCAAAGAAUCUGGAAGCAAAGAGUCUGCAAGCAAAGAGUCCGGAAGCAAAGAGUUUGGAAGUAAAGAAUCUGGAAGCAAAGAGUCCGGAAGCAAAGAGUCCGGAAGCAAAGAAUCUGGAAGCAAAGAGUCUGGAAGCAAAGAGUCAGGAAGCAAAGAAUCUGGAAGCAAAGAGUCUGGAAGCAAAGAGUCUAGAAGCAAAGAGUACGGAAGCAAAGAGUCCAGAAGCAAAGAGUCUGCAAGCAAAGAGUCCGGAAGCAAAGAAUCUGCAAGCAAAGAGUCUGAAAGCAAAGAGUCUGCAAGCAAAGAGUCCGGAAGGAAAGAAUCUGUAAGCAAAGAGUCUGAAAGCAAAGAAUCCGGAAGCAAAGAGUCUGGAAGCAAAGAGUCAGGAAGCAAAGAGUCCAGAAGCAAAGAAGCUGUAAGCAAAGAGUCUGGAAGCAAAGAGUCCGAAAGUGAAGACGGUGGAAACGGUGGAAACGAAGGUGGAGGCGGUGGAAACGAAGGUGGAGACGGUGGAGACGGUGGAAAUGAAAGUGGAGACGGUCGAAACGGAGGUGGAGAUGGAGACAGCACUAGCAGAGGAAAUAGCGGAAGCCUCGACGGCUGUGUCAUUGACUGCUCCCUCGGAAAGUAUCUUCCACAUCCAACUGACUGCCGCAAGUUCAUCCAGUGUGCCCCGUAUGGUCCUGAAGAGAUGCCUUGUGCCCCUGGAACGGUCUGGAACCAACAGAAACUCACCUGUGAUCACGAAUGGGCUUCUCCGUGUGUGACAGGCAGCUACUUGACUCCAGAAGGUCUGCCAUGUGGAGGAGGUAGUGGUGAAAAUGGAGGGGGUGGCGAAGACCGUGGAAACGGAAGUGGAAACGGAGGUGGAGACGGCGGAAACGGAGGUGAAGGUGGUGACAUCUGUCAGGAUGAAGUGAGUGCCUGUAAAUUCUGGGCUGCCAAUAAUGACUGUUACUGCAAGCCAACCGAUGGGGACUGCUCAUGGCAAGCUUAUGUUGUCAAGGCAUGUCCCAAGAGUUGUGGAACAUGUAAUGGCGGAAAUGGAGGUCUAGACGACAGAAAUGGGGCUGGAAAUGGGGCUGGAAACGGCAGUAACGAAAGUGAAGUCGAUGGAUACGGCGGAAGUGGAAGCGAAGAGUCUGGAAGCAAGGAGGCUAUAAGCAAAGAGUCUGGAAACAAAGAGUCCGGAAGCACAGAGCAUGGAAGCAAAGAGUCUGCAAGCAAAGAAUCCGGAAGCAAAGAGUCUGAAAGCAAAGAGUCCAGAAGCAAAGAGUCCGGAAGCAAAGAAUCCGGAAGCAACAAGUCCGAAAGCAAAGAAUCUCUAAGCAAAGAGUCUGCAAGCAAAGAGUCUAGAAGCAAAGAGUCUGAAAGCAAGGAGUCCAGAAGCAAAGAAUCCGGAAGCAAAGAGUCCGAAAGCAAAGAAUCUCUAAGCAAAGAGUCUGCAAGCAAAGAAUCCGGAAGCAAAGAGUCUGAAAGCAAAGAGUCCAGAAGCAAAGAAUCUGGAAGCAAAGAGUCCGAAAGCAAAGAAUCUCUAAGCAAAGAGUCUGCAAGCAAAGAGUCUAGAAGCAAAGAGUCUGAAAGCAAGGAGUCCGAAAGCAAAGAGUCUUUAAGCAAAGAGUGCGAAAGCAAAGAAUCAGGAAGCAAAGAAUCCGGAAGCAAAGAGUCCGAAAGCAAAGAGUCUCUAAACAAAGAAUCUGGAAGCCAAGAAUCCGGAAACAAAGAGUCUGGAAGCAAAGAGUCCGAAAGCAAAGAGUUCGGAAGCAAAGAGUCUGAAAGCAAAGAGUCCGAAAGGAAAGAGCCAGGAAGCAAAGAAUCCGGAAGCAAGGAGUCCGGAAACAAAGAGUCUGGAAGCAAAGAAUCUGCAAGCAAGGAGUCUUUAAGCAGAGAGUCUGGAAGCAAAGAGUCUGGAAGCAACGAGUCUGAAAACAAAGAGUAUAUUAGCAAUGAGUCUACAAGCAAAGAGUCCGGAAGCAAAGACUCCGAAUGCAAUGAGUCUACAAGCAAAGAGUUGGGAAACAAAGAGUCCAAAGGCAAUGAGUCUGCAAGCGAAGAGUUGGGAAGCAAAGAGUCCGAAAGCAAUGAGUCUGCAAGCGAAGAUUUAGGAAGCAAAGAGUCCGAAAGCAAAGACUCCGAAAACAAUGAGUCUGCAUGCGAAGAGUUAGGCAGCAAAGAGUCUGAAAGCAAAGACAACGAAAGCAAUGAGUCUGCAAGCGAAGAGUUAGGAAGCAAAGAGUCCGAAAGCAAAGGUUCCGAAAGCAAUGAGUCUGCAAGCGAAGAGUUAGGAAGCAAAGAGUCCGGAAGCAAAGACUCCGAAAACAAUGAAUCUUCAAGCGAAGAGUUAGGAAGCAAAGAGUCCGGAAGCAAAGACUCCGAAAGCAAUGAAUCUUCAAGCGAAGAGUUAGGAAGCAAAGAGUCUGGAAGCAAAGACUCCGAAAGCAAUGAGUCUGCAAGCGAAGAGUUAGGAAGCAAAGAGUCCGGAAGCAAAGAGUCCGGAAGCAAUGAGUCUGCAAGCGAAGAGUUAAGAAACAAAGAGUCUGGAAGCAAAGAGUCCGGAAGCAAAGAUUCCGAAAGCAAUGAAUAUGCAAGCGAAGAGUUAGGAAGCAAAGAGUCUGCAAGCAAUGAGUCUGCAAGCGAAGAGUUAGGAAGCAAAGAGUCUGGAAGCAAAGAGUCCGGAAGCAAUGACUCUGAAAGCAAUGAGUCUCCAAACGAAGAGUUAGGAUGCAAAGAGUCUGAAAGCAAUGACUCUGCAAGCGAAGAGUUAGGAAGCAAAGAGUCCGAAAGCAAAGAGUAUCUUAGUAAAGAAUCUGGAAGCGAGGAGUCUGGAAGCGAAAAUUCUGGAAGCAUAGAGUCCGGAAGCAAAGAUUCUGGAAGCAAAGAGUCUGGAAGCAUAGAGUCCGGAAGCAAAGAGUCUGGAAGCAAAGAGUCUCAAAGCAAAGAAUCUGGAAGCAAAGAAUCUGGAAGCAAAGAGUCUGGAAGCAAAGAGACAGUAAGCAAAGAGUCUGCAAGCAAUGAGUCUGGAAGCAAAGACUCUGAAAGCAAUGAGUCUACAAGCAAAGAGUCUGGAAGUAAAGAGUCUGGAAGCAAAGAGUCCGGAAGCAAAGAAUCUGUUGAAGACAGCGGAAAUGGAGGUGGAAAUGGUGGAAACGGAGGUGGAGACGGUGGAGACGUUGGAAGAGAAGCGUGGAAGAGGUGGAGACGUUGGAAACGAAGUGGAGGCGGUGGAAACGAAGGUGGAGAGACGGUGGAGACGGUGGAAAUGAAAAGUGGAGACGGUCGAAACGGAGGUGGAGAUGGAGACAGCACUAGCAGAGGAAAUGGCGGAAGCCUCGACGGCUGUGUCAUUGACUGCUCCCUCGGAAAGUAUCUUCCACAUCCAACUGACUGCCGCAAGUUCAUCCAGUGUGCCCCGUAUGGUCCUGAAGAGAUGCCUUGUGCCCCUGGAACGGUCUGGAACCAACAGAAACUCACCUGUGAUCACGAAUGGGCUUCUCCGUGUGUGACAGGCAGCUACUUGACUCCAGAAGGUCUGCCAUGUGGAGGAGGUAGUGGUGAAAAUGGAGGGGGUGGCGAAGACCGUGGAAACGGAAGUGGAAACGGAGGUGGAGACGGCGGAAACGGAGGUGAAGGUGGUGACAUCUGUCAGGAUGAAGUGAGUGCCUGUAAAUUCUGGGCUGCCAAUAAUGACUGUUACUGCAAGCCAACCGAUGGGGACUGCUCAUGGCAAGCUUAUGUUGUCAAGGCAUGUCCCAAGAGUUGUGGAACAUGUAAUGGCGGAAAUGGAGGUCUAAACGACAGAAAUGGGGCUGGAAAUGGGGCUGGAAACGGCAGUAACGAAAGUGAAGUCGAUGGAUACGGCGGAAGUGGAAGCGAAGAGUCUGGAAGCAAGGAGGCUAUAAGCAAAGAGUCUGGAAACAAAGAGUCCGGAAGCACAGAGCAUGGAAGCAAAGAGUCUGCAAGCAAAGAAUCCGGAAGCAAAGAGUCUGAAAGCAAAGAGUCCAGAAGCAAAGAAUCCGGAAGCAACGAGUCCGAAAGCAAAGAAUCUCUAAGCAAAGAGUCUGCAAGCAAAGAGUCUAGAAGCAAAGAGUCUGAAAGCAAGGAGUCCAGAAGCAAAGAAUCCGGAAGCAAAGAGUCCGAAAGCAAAGAAUCUCUAAGCAAAGAGUCUGCAAGCAAAGAAUCCGGAAGCAAAGAGUCUGAAAGCAAAGAGUCCAGAAGCAAAGAAUCCGGAAGCAAAGAGUCCGAAAGCAAAGAAUCUCUAAGCAAAGAGUCUGCAAGCAAAGAGUCUAGAAGCAAAGAGUCUGAAAGCAAGGAGUCCGAAAGCAAAGAGUCUUUAAGCAAAGAGUGCGAAAGCAAAGAAUCAGGAAGCAAAGAAUCCGGAAGCAAAGAGUCCGAAAGCAAAGAGUCUCUAAACAAAGAAUCUGGAAGCCAAGAAUCCGGAAACAAAGAGUCUGGAAGCAAAGAGUCCGAAAGCAAAGAGUUCGGAAGCAAAGAGUCUGAAAGCAAAGAGUCCGAAAGGAAAGAGCCAGGAAGCAAAGAAUCCGGAAGCAAGGAGUCCGGAAACAAAGAGUCUGGAAGCAAAGAAUCUGCAAGCAAGGAGUCUUUAAGCAGAGAAGUAUAUUAG
Messenger RNA from Penaeus chinensis, 7023 nucleotides. RefSeq names its product hornerin-like. Bases 67 to 7023 code for a protein of 2318 amino acids. Gene Ontology annotation, molecular function: chitin binding. The record is from RefSeq and is a predicted model, not a curated record. Lineage: Eukaryota; Metazoa; Arthropoda; Malacostraca; Decapoda; Penaeidae. Gene Ontology annotation, cellular component: extracellular region. The transcript is spliced from 11 exons.